AUGCUUUUUACUACUAGCUCGCUAUCCAAUGUUGUCUUAUUUUUUGGGUUUGGAAGUCGGGUAGUCUUUGGAGAUAAAGAUCAUAAGGAUGACGACGAAGACUGCCAGAUUUACACAGAUGCCCGCUCCCCUACUGCAACGUGUAAUGGGAUUUAUAAGUGCGCCGGGGGGUGCACCGGGUAUGUCACCGCCACCAACUGCACGCGCAGUCAAGAGCCGAACGACUUGAGGCCACCCCUGACCACUGAGCAAUGUACAAUCGGAUAUGGCAAAUCGUCGGCAACCAUGGCUAUUUGCAUUAACGAGUAUGCCAGCUUCACUUGCUAUGGCCCGGCAAGGGGGAAAGCAGAAUGCAAACGCUGUGUAAAUUUUAAUCAACAGACCCCCAACAGCCCCCCUCCUCAACCAUUUGGCAACUCACAAGGCGGUCCCAACACAACUCCGAUCGUUGAUACGAAUGGCCCGAAGCGACCGCGUUCAUCGGGCACCAGAAUCAGAACCAAUGCAUUCAUCUUGUCUCUUGGCACUAUCUUCUCUGCUACUUUCCUGUGA
This is a messenger RNA of Puccinia triticina, 552 nucleotides long. RefSeq lists its product as uncharacterized. The transcript has 5 exons. NCBI's taxonomy places the organism in Eukaryota, Fungi, Basidiomycota, Pucciniomycetes, Pucciniales, Pucciniaceae. The coding region runs from base 1 to 552 and encodes 183 amino acids. The record is from RefSeq and is a predicted model, not a curated record.